This is a messenger RNA of Haliotis rubra (blacklip abalone), 2685 nucleotides long. Its product is annotated as lipid droplet-regulating VLDL assembly factor AUP1-like. Bases 133 to 1401 code for a protein of 422 amino acids. Lineage: Eukaryota; Metazoa; Mollusca; Gastropoda; Lepetellida; Haliotidae. Gene Ontology annotation, cellular component: membrane. The record is from RefSeq and is a predicted model, not a curated record. Gene Ontology annotation, molecular function: ubiquitin binding; acyltransferase activity. The transcript is spliced from 12 exons.
CAUGGCGGCGCCCAUGGUGUUUUGGGUUGCAUGAAAAAAGAACCUAUUUACCGUCAGAAAUUAAUUCGUGUAAAGAAAUUUAUAAGAAAUAUUGAAAUUGAAGUCCUUGAGUGUUUAUUAUAGCUCGGUAAAAUGGAAAUUCGCAGCUUGUUGGAACUCAACAGGUUGCCAGAUGGGAUAUCCAUGGUGCCAAUCAUAAUAUACUUCCCACUAGGGCUGGUGCUAGCCGUCCUGCGCUUCUUCAUCUCACUGCAUGCUCUCCUCAUCUCCUUUCUCCUCCCCAAAACAUGGUUCAUUAGAAGUGUGAUCCUGAGGUUCAUGUUUGGUGUUGCUGGUAUUAUAAUAUCAACAGACGGAGAUGAAAAUUGGGACAAACGUGCAAGAAUUUUAGUCUGUGACCACAUUUCACCACUUGACCAUUUGGUCACAAGCUUAGUCGUACCUCACAUCUGUCUGCUGGAUUGGCAUGUUUCAUCACUACUGCAGUGGGUGACAGGUUGUCAAGAAAUCAGCCCUGAUAAAAAUAAAGAAGAAGUGGUCAAAUAUGUAAAAUCAAUAUAUAGUGGUACAUCUUUACCCUUAUUAUUUUUUCCUGAAAAGACCACAACAAGUGGAAAGAUAGGUCUUUUAAAAUUUUGGUCUCUGCCAUUUGAAUUAGGACAUUUAAUACAGCCUAUAACAAUUCAAGCAAGCAGAGUAGAAAUUUUCAAAAUAAAUGUCUCCACAGUCAAAAGUACUUGGUGGAGUGACCUUUUCUGGUGCCUUUUUGUUCCAUACACAAUAUUUAAAUUACGAUAUUUGCCAGUGACUGAGAAGAAGGAAGCAGAGCUGUUUGAAGAGUUUUCUGAAAGAGUGCGACAGAAUAUGUGUCGGAGUCUGGGUGUCUCGGCAACAGCGUACACCCACUCUGACAUUACUGACUACCUCAAGAGGCAGUCUUACCCCUUGCCAGCUUCACCCGUGCCUAAUAAUACUGCUGAAAUCACACAAGCUCCGGCAGCUAAACAACAAUCUCAAGGAUCCCCCUCACCGCCAGUCACAACCAAUCAGAUCACAGUUGCCCCAGAGGUCAAGGUCAUGGUAGACCAAGUGAAGAGUGUACUACCACAUGUCCCUAUUGCCACUAUUGUAGCAGAGCUAGACAGGUGUGAAGAUGUGGAUGUUGUCAUCACCAACAUCCUGGAGGGGAACGUGGAGUUCACACCAGAGGACAUACCACCUCCAGAGGGUAACUCUGUAUCACCUCCAGUUCAACAGACAGUUUGUCCUUCACAGUUGACGUUCAAGUCAGACAACUUUGGAAGAAAUGCAGGCAACCGCCAGAUGUCCCUGGAAGACAGAAAGAAAGCCAUGUAUGAGGCUGCUCGGAAGAGGUACAAGGAGAAGCAUAACAUCUUGUGACAGUCAGCUGACAAUGAGGGCGUGGCACAUCUUGUGACAUUUGUCAGACACUAACAACGUGUCCCAAGAUCUUGUGACGUUUGUCAGACACAUGGUACAACAUGGUGCAUUUGUCAGACAGAGGGUGAAGCACAACGUGGGACGGGGAGUGAGGAUGUGGCACCACAUGCUGCCAUGUGGAUCAGUUUACCAUAGUGUGAAGGGCAUUUAGAACUGUCAUAUACUGACAUGCCGUGGCAUUUUGAUUCAAGACAGUUGGUGUGUUGUUUAGUUAUGUUUCACCUGUACAAUCAGUUGCAAUACUUACUUGAGAAGAUAUUGUUGGUGCGUUGAGCAUUUUGUAUAACUAACCUAUAUUUUAAGAAACAUCAAGUGUUGAUGCCAUUCUCAGGGGUUCACAUUUAUGUAGGGGUGUACUCUCUUGUUUUAGAGUGAAACAGACCUGCCCAGACAUCAGAAUUGAAUGUUUGAAGCCAGUCUUGGCUUGCUAAAUCCUUUGAUAAGUUCAAAUAUUAUCUAGACAUUCAUGUGAUUUGUACUGGAUUCACACUCCUGACAAAGUGUAAAUGAUUUGAUCACAGAUACAACAGUGUCCGAGAGUCCAGAACACAAUGAUGUUGGGAGUGUAAGGGUCAAAGGCAAUGCAUCACAUUCACUUUUUCAGGACAUUUUUAUAGUUUUUCGCUUUUUCCUUUGAUGAAUUGGAACAGUUUAAUUUCCCUGAAAUGGGUAUGUCAGAUGUGCCGACUAAGAGUGCCAAUAGCUUGACCUUACUUCAUCAUGAUUUUUCACACAGGAAGCCUGCUGAGGCUUGAGUUCAAGUGGUGUUUAACACUUCAAUUGACUGUAGAGAGUUAUGUCCCUUAGAUGUGGGUUAUGGGUUGGAUCUCUGAUUCACCAGCUUCAUCAUGAUCCCUGAGUCGAUGGAUAUAACGCAUGACCUGCAUCAGCUAAUCCCUAGGUCAAAGCAGUCUUUAAACCCACUCACUCACUCACUCACUCACUCAGACUCAGAACUAGGCCCUGUAGUUGUAGAAUUUAUACACCUAGCUUUUGAGCAUAGAGUUUUGUCUUUAGCACACAGUUGACUAUUCAAGGGGAAACUGUCAGUGUCAUGGGCUUUUUUAAAUGGGCAAGUAUGUGUGGGUGGUGUUGGUUGUUUGGGUGAUGGAUGGGUGUGAUGAUGAUGAUGAUGAUGAUGAUAGCUCAUUUCUCAUGUGUGUUGGUGUAUAGUAAUAUGGUUAAUUUGCUGCAUAUAGCUGAACAAUGUACUUAAAACAUAUU